UGCUAAACUGCAGUCCCCGGCAGCGCGCAAGCUUUCCGCGCCUGGUUUAGCGGUAGCGGUGAUUACUCCUGGAUUAAAGAAAAACCAGUUUCCGCAGGACUGGAGCUAAGCCGUUAUUGUGGAAGUUUGGUGAAAGUUUACCGCUGAAGCAGUCGGCAGCUGACGGCGCAGAAGACUUUGCAGGCUUGUGUCAUGGAGUAUAAAAGCGGAGUGGAGCCAGGCGUCAGGCCUGCGGAUAACUAACGUUAGCUAGCCGAGCUAACGUUAGCUGACGUGAACCCGUCUAUCCUUGUUUGGGUCGCUGUGCUAACUAGCUAGGUGCUAUUUUUGUUAGCAUAACAGAGGGUUCCCUGCUUGUUUAGAUCCGGAUAUAUUGAACGAACCCACCGGGGUCCACUACAAUAAUACGUUUCCUGAACUUUUGUCGGAGUUUUAAGUUAACCUUCUGAGCUAACGGUGUACAGUAAGGAAGCUGUCGAGCUAAGUCUUUGUUACAAAGUUGAUCUUUUGAUUUUGAUAGAGGGAUGAUUUGUGUGUUAAAUUAAUAAUUUUUGUAGGUUGAUGAUAAAAUAUAAGUUAGACGUAACGUUAGUCCAGACCGCACAGUCGUUCUGCCCCCCUACGGGACUACAGUUAAAAUCUUUUUCUCUCCUUCACACCCCGACCCACCGACCACUGUCUCCUGUCGUCGGCCGGCUUCGGUGGCUGGCCACACAGCACUGAGUGCCCAAUGGAGGAACGUGACAACAUGGACUAUUUUUACCAGCAGGUAUUGCAAAAAGACGUUACCCGCAGGUUGCAGGUCGGCCAGGACCUAAUUGACUACCUAAACGACCCACAACGGUCCCCGGACGUGGAGCAGGACAAACCCCGGCUGGAUAAGACCGUGGACGAGCUAACGGGAUGGGUGAACUCCAGCAAUUUCAAGGUGGCGUUGUUGGGGAUUGACAUCUGUGGUGCAUUUGUGGACCGCUUGGGAGAGCGGUUCAGAGGAUACCUGGGCACAGUUUUGCCAGCUUUGGUGGACAGGCUGGGCGAUGGGAAGGACCAGGUCAGGGAGAACAGCCAAGCUCUCAUCCUUCGCUGUAUGGAGCAGACUGCCUCGCCCAUGUACAUUUGGGAAAGGCUACUUCCUGGUUUUAAGCACAAGAACUUCCGCAGUCGAGAAGGAGUCUGCCUCUGUCUCAGUGCCACGCUCAGCAUGUAUGGGGCCCAGCCACUGAGCCUCAGUAAACUAGUUCCUCAUCUCUGCACUCUGACUGGAGACCAGAACCCACAGGUACGUGAGGCCUCCAUUAACACAUUGGUGGAUGUUUAUCGUCACGUCGGAGAGAGGGUCAGAGCAGACCUGGGAAAGAGAGGACUGCCUGCUGCACGGUUACAGACGUUAUUUGCUCGUUUUGAUGAAGCCUUGAAUUCAGGCAACAUGGCUCUCAGCCCGAGUCACGAUCGUAGUUUUGAGGAUGAUGACAGUGUGGAUGGGAAUCGUUCUUCCUCAGCCCAGGCUGCCUUCAAGGUCCCAAAAGUUCCCAAGAAGGCUGCAGAGUCCUCUAUCCAAGGAAAGUGCCGGGGGGAUUGAUGAAGAGGACUUCAUUAAAGCCUUUACAGAUGUCCCUACUGUCCAGAUCUACUCGGCGAGGGAUCUUGAGGACAACCUGAAUAAGAUCCGUGAGAUCUGCUCUGAUGACAAACACGACUGGGACCAGAGAGCCAACGCUCUAAAGAAGAUACGCUCAUUGUUGGUGGCGGGCGCAGCCACCUACGACUGUUUCUACCAGCACCUACGGUUACUGGAUGGAGCCUUCAAACUAUCAGCUAAAGACCUGCGCUCCCAAGUUGUCCGAGAGGCCUGCAUCACUGUGGCCUACCUCUCAUCAGUGCUGGGGAAUAAAUUUGACCAUGGAGCGGAGGCCAUCGUUCCCGUCCUGUUCAACCUCAUCCCCAACUGUGCCAAAGUCAUGGCCACCUCCGGUGUUUCAGCCAUCCGCAUCAUCAUACGGCACACCCACGUCCCCAGGCUAAUCCCCCUGAUAACCAGUAACUGCACAUCCAAGUCUGUGGCUGUUAGGAGGCGCUGUUACGAUUUCUUGGACCAUCUACUACAGGAAUGGCAAACCCACUCUCUUGAGAGGCACACAGCUGUUCUGGUUGAGAGCAUCAAGAAGGGAAUUCGAGAUGCAGACUCAGAGGCCCGAGUGGAGGCUCGCAAGGCCUACUGGGGUCUGAGGAACCACUUCCCAGGGGAGGCCGACGCUCUCUACAACUCCUUGGAGCCGUCGUACCAGAAGACCCUUCAGUCCUUCCUGAAGAGCUCUGGCAGCGUAGCCUCACUUCCCCAGAGUGACCGCUCCUCGUCCUCCUCUCAAGAGAGCCUCAAUCGUCCUCUGACUUCUAAAUGGUCAGCAGCUCCAGGGCGAGUCCCUGCGGGUUCAAAGGGUGGGCAGUCGUCGGUCUCCCUGCAGCGUUCCCGUAGUGACGUGGAUGUAAACGCAGCAGCAGUCGCUAAGCACCGCAACGUCGGACAGGCCAGGGCAUCAGGGCGUCUGCCCCCUGGCUCCUACUCUUCACUGGGCCGUGUACGUACCAAGCAGCCCUUGUCAGCUGCCAGCAACAUGUCCAGCCAGGUGGAUUCACGAGGACGCAGCCGCACCAAGAUGGUCUCCCAGUCGCAACGUUCCGACGAAUCCGAUUGCACACCAGGAUCUCAGUCUGCUAACCCUGUUGGUGCUGGCAGUCGGAGCGGCUCCCCGGGUCGUGUACUGACGAGUACGGCCCUGAGCACCAUGAGCUCAGGGGCCCACAGGGUGCUGGCUGGGGACGGACACAGACGUAGCCGCAUCCCCCGCAGCCAGGGCUGCUCCAGAGACUCCUCCCCCACCCGCCUGUCUGUUGCUCCUUCCAGCAUUAGUUCCAUCUACAACGGAGCGAGCCGAGGAGCUCGGGGCAGUCGUAUCCCUCGGCCCAGUAUGAGUCAGGGCUGCAGCAGAGAGGCCAGCAGGGAGAGCAGCCGGGACACCAGCCCUGUACGCUCCUUCACGCCCCUUGCAACGCGGAGCUACUCUCGCUCCACCGGAGCUCUCCACACACCUGAUACUUUUGGGGCAGCAGGAUCAGGUUUUGGCAUCAGUCAGUCCAGUCGUCUCUCUUCCUCAGUCAGUGCCAUGAGGGUCCUCAACACGGGCUCCGACGUAGAAGAGGCUCUCGCAGAUGCACUGCUGUUGGGAGACAUGCGGUCCAAGAAGAAGCCAGCACGGCGGCGGUACGAGAACUACAGCAUGUACUCCGAUGAUGACGCUAAUAGUGAUGCAUCAAGCGCCUGUUCGGAGAGAUCCUACAGCUCCAGGAACGGAGGAGCCAUCCCCACGUACAUGAGACAGACAGAAGACGUAGCCGAGGUGCUGAACCGCUGUGCCAGUGCCAAUUGGUCAGAGAGGAAGGAGGGGCUGCUGGGCCUUCAGGCGCUGCUCAAGAACCAACGCACCCUCAGUCGGGUGGAGUUGAAGAGGCUGUGUGAAAUCUUCACCAGGAUGUUUGCUGACCCUCACAGUAAGCGAGACUCCGGCAGGGUGUACGGCACAGCAGAAUCCAGUAUAAGCUCAGCCUCUUUCAAGAGAGUGUUCAGCAUGUUCCUGGAGACACUGGUAGAUUUCAUCCAUGUCCAUAAGGAGGAUCUGCAGGACUGGUUGUUCGUCCUGCUCACACAGCUGUUGAAGAAGAUGGGAGCUGACCUGCUGGGCUCCGUACAGGCCAAAGUUCAGAGAGCCCUGGAUGUCACACGAGAGUCUUUCCCCAACGACCUCCAGUUUACUAUUCUCAUGCGAUUCACUGUGGACCAGACACAGACACCCAACCUCAAGGUGAAGGUGGCCAUUCUGAAGUAUAUUGAGACUCUGGCGAUACAGAUGGAAGCUCCAGACUUCGUGAACUCCAGUGAGACUCGGCUGGCCGUCUCCCGCAUCAUCACCUGGACAACUGAACCCAAGAGCUCUGACGUCAGAAAGGCAGCCCAGUCUGUGCUAAUCUCGUUGUUCCAGCUCAACACUCCAGAGUUCACCAUGCUGCUGGCAGCUCUGCCCAAAACCUUUCAGGACGGAGCCACCAAGCUGCUUCAAAACCAUCUGAAGAACACUGGCAAUGUUGCACAGGCACCAAUGGGCAGCCCUCUGACGCGCCACACCCCUAGAUCUCCAGCCAGCUGGUCCAGCCCGGUCACUUCCCCCACCAACACCUCCCAGAAUACCCCCUCACCAAGUGCAUUUGACUACGACACGGAGAACAUGAACUCGGAGGACAUCUACAGUUCACUGAAAGGUGUCACCGAGGCGAUCCAGAACUUCAGCGUCCGCAGCCAAGAGGACAUGAAUGAACCCGUCCAACGGCGGGAGGGCGAGGAGGGUGACAGCGGGACAGACAUCCGAAUGUCAGACUCAGUGGAAGGAGGCCGCAUGGCUCUGGAUAACAAGACCUCCCUCCUCAACACCCCCUUGCUCUCAUCCAGUCCACGAGGGGCCCGCGAGCACUUCUCGGACUCUCCUUUCAAACACAGUCGCAAAGACACCAGCAUGGACGACUCCGAGUGUCUCACUGAUGAUAGCAGCUUGGACCAAUCAGAGUUGGUGGCCGAGCUGCUGAAAGAGUUGUCCAAUCACAACGAGCGCAUUGAGGAGAGGAAAGCAGCGCUGCACAAACUGCUGAAGCUGAUUCGCGAAAACACCCUGCAGGUGUGGGACGAACAUUUCAAGACCAUUCUGCUGCUCCUGCUCGAAACGAUGGGCGACAGAGAGCAUGUGAUCCGGACGCUGGCUCUGCGGGUGCUGAGGGAGAUUCUCAGCAAGCAGCCCUGGAGGUUCAAAAACUACGCAGAGCUCACCAUCAUGAAGGCCUUGGAGGCUCACAAAGACCACCACAAGGAGGUGGUACGAGCAGCAGAGGAGACUGCAGCCAUGUUGGCGUUGUCCAUUAGUCCAGACCAGUGUGUCAAGGUCUUGUGUCCCAUCAUCCAGUCAGCUGACUACCCCAUCAACCUGGCUGCCAUCAAGAUGCAGACCAAAGUGGUGGAGAGGGUUCCCCGCGAGGGCCUGAUGAGCCUUCUGCCUGAGAUAGUGCCAGGACUCAUACAGGGUUACGACAACUCUGAGAGCAGUGUGAGGAAAGCCUGUGUGUUCUGCUUGGUGGCCAUUUACGCAGUGAUCGGAGAAGACCUCAAACCGCACCUCAGCCAACUCUCCAGCAGCAAGCUGAAGCUGUUGAAUCUGUACAUCAAGCGUGCCCAGUCCGGCUCCAGCGGCAGCGAACCCCCGUCUGACGGCCUAUAGGAGACGUAGCGCCCUCCCACACGUCAACCUCAGAACUCUGCCCACCAAAACAUCCGUUCAUGAGCUCUCGCCCACACAGACCGAGAACAAAACACACAUCCUAACACCCUUUCACAGCAGCAAACUGCUUACAUCCACACGUACGCUUGCACUCACACACAGGUACACACCGUGCUUCUACAUUUCCUGUUCCACUACAAGAUGGGAGUUGUGGUGAAGAAGAGUGUUCUCCUGACCAUCGCUGAGGAUCCACUCUGAUCUCAGACUGAACUGAACUCUUAACUUUGGAUUAAACAAACAAACACAUUCAGUCACAUAGUCCACCCAGGUUUGACACUAACCACUCAAGGAUGAAGAAAUGUCCGUCCUCUUCACCUCCUCUACAUCCCGAACACAACAGUAUCCCCUCUGAAUAACAUCUUGAUGUUGACAGGAAGUGGUGCAACUGCAUGGUUCUCUUUUUUUUUUUCUUUUUGGGUGGGGGGGUAAGGUUCAUAGAACAGGGCUGAGACGAGCGAAUGGUGCCGCCAUGUGUCUUCAACAGCGAGUGACCAGGGCCAGGUAGAAAGGAAUGUAAAUUUACAUUGUGUCAUAGUUUGGAUUUAUUUUACAAUGAGAUUUUACUGCAGCGGUUUUUAAUGUCUGGAGUAUUCUUUCUCUUUCACACACACACAAACACACACUUUCUCUCUCUCUCAAAAAGGUGCUGAUUAGCCUAAAAGGUACGACGACCAACCAAGCACUAACACAAGCCGCAGUGGGUCGUGCCUGCUCAUAGCAAACACAGUACAUAGGCAGAUUCCAAAGUAUAGGAGGUUAUUGUGAGCUUGGCUAUGCAUGAGACUAAAUUUUAAAAAUUACUUUUUAUUGGGGUCCUAUUGACAGUCAGAAUAGUGAGACUGUGGUUUUAAAUUAAUGUGAACAAUGUCCAUCCCUUUCAGAAAAACCUGUGGUGUCCUCCAUUUGUCUCAUCUUGGAUCAGUCCACUCCUGGGCAACAUGGGGAGGAAGAUGGGUGUGUGCUGCUUACUACAUUAGGUAUAACAGGCGUAUUAUCACAUAGGGGAUAUGUAUCUAUAUGAUAUUAAAAUGGAAUAUCCAGUAACAGUGUCAUUUACGAGAGUCCCUGGAGGGGUGCACGAGCGCACCUGUGGCCAUCCUUGUUUUUAUUUUCUCUUUCUCUCUGUUGCCCGUGCCCUAGUCUCUCUCUCGUUCUCUCGCUCCCUCACACUUAUGUUUUCUCUGCUGAGAAAUUUGUAGAAAUGUAUUAUUUACAGCUCUGAAAAAACAACUGUCAAGUGACCCUCUUCUACUCUUCAUCGUGUCUUUCUUUCCUUCCUCUUAUUGUAACAUUCUAGUUUUCACUGUUGUGUUCCCUCUGUGCAUUUACAAAGCUGUGCUUACAAUAAAAUAAAGAACUUGUACAGAU
Messenger RNA from Micropterus dolomieu (smallmouth bass), 6743 nucleotides. It is a transcript of the gene clasp2, whose product is annotated as cytoplasmic linker associated protein 2. Gene Ontology annotation, cellular component: mitotic spindle; cytoplasmic microtubule; spindle microtubule. Gene Ontology annotation, molecular function: microtubule binding. Gene Ontology annotation, biological process: mitotic spindle assembly. NCBI's taxonomy places the organism in Eukaryota, Metazoa, Chordata, Actinopteri, Centrarchiformes, Centrarchidae. The record is from RefSeq and is a predicted model, not a curated record.